GUUAUAGCACGUUGGUCAAGCUCUGCAACACUGCAAAUUUGUGGUAUUUGCAAAACGCAAACUCGAUAUCGUGUCGGCAUUUACAGUAUACCACAUCGCUUGAUAUUUGCUGUCAGCUGUAGGCGUGUUACAACACAACGCGCAAAGUACUCGAGGUCACGGAGGACAGAACGCUGGGGACCCACUGCCGCAGCGCCGCCGUUGUAAACUCUCAGCGAGUUCCAGGCUUAAAUUAUCCAAUGAAGGCGAAGCUCCAUCGAAGCCAGCGCUGGAGAUACGGCGCGUGAAGCUCCUGCCUUCGUUGCACAGGCUGAGGGUGCUCACGAGCGCAACCUCUCUCCGGACCGGCAGCUAUGCCUGGAGGGCUGAAGAGACUGUUGGAGAAGCUCAAGGCGAAAACCAAACGAAAGCAAAAUGAGGAGCCUGAUCCUCCUGCGGGAGCUGUCGCGGCGGUUGCAGUUUACACCGCAGCCGCACCAGCAGUCACACCAGUGCGGUUCCCAUCCCAGCAUGCGGCUGCUGUGCUGCCAGGUUCACAUACCGCAGACCAAGCAGCAGCCGCUUCGGGGCUGCAAUCUGUAGCAGCGGCGCAGGGCCACGAAGAAACACCAGCAGCUACGGAGCUGCUGAUCGUCCCCGCGGUCACCUCUGCAUCUGGGACGCCACGGCUACACGGGCCAAGCGCCGUCGCUCGACACAGCUCGCCAGCCACCAAUGCAAUCUUUGAGCAGGCAGGAUCCAGGUCGGCGCCGACUGGUGCCGCAACUUCUUACGGCUUGCAAGCACCCCCGGUGGCGACAGGCCCCUGGGAUGUGAUCGCCGCUGAUGCCGCUGUGGACCGCGUCAGAGCGCAGCACUCUGACCCCCGCCACAGCGCCGUGGCGCAGCCAUCAGGCGAACGCAGCCAACCAUCCGCAUCUGGUCCCACGCCCAGCAGCACCAGCAGCAGCGGCCGCACUGGCGCCCCCGCCCAGGGCACAGGGCUUAGCGGCACGGAACCGGGGCCACAGGCUCCCCAUCAUGCAGCGGGGCUGCGGCUGGCCGCCACAAGCCGUCCUGGCGGCGCCCCUCUGGUUCCGGCCACCACAGCCCAGGGGCCGACAGGGGCUGCGUCCACUGCAGGCCGCCCUGCGGGGACGGGGGCCGAGGCGCGCGGCAGCCCCAGGGCGGGAGUGGCGAAGGGCAAUCCGAUGUUUGACAACGAACUGCGCCGUUCCAUGCUAUCGCAGUACGAGGCCUUUUACGCUGAGGAGGAGCAGGAAGAGGGAGGCUCCGGGCAAACAGCAGAGGGGAGUACCGGGGCCUCUGUUGGUCCGGCGGCUGCAGGCUUGACUCGCUCCAACCAUUCUCGGCCAGCGGCGGGGGAGUCGCAGCACCGCGCGCCACCGCAGGCGCGGCAUCACGGCCACCAUGGCCACCCGGGGCAUGCAUCAUCGCUGGCAGCGCUCAAUAGCGCCGCCGCGCAGCAGAUGAACGUCGCUGCCACGGCUGCCGCCGCUGCCGCUUUGGCGGCAACCAGGAGCGCCGCCGCUGCUGCAUCGGUGGCUGCAGCCCGAGCUGAAGCUGGCACUGGUUCCUCGCCUCGGGGACGUGCAGCCGUCGCAGCCUCCGGCCCGGGUGCGCUCAACUUUGCCCGCGACAGCGCCGGACGGGAUAGGGUCAACUUGCCGCUGCCGGUAGCCGGUGCCUCAGUGACUGGUGCUGCCGCAGACGGCCACAUGAGCGGGCCACGCCACGCCGGCGGUGUUGCAGUUGUUGACUCAAUUGACGACAUCCGAGCCAUCUUCGGCGUCGCCGGCGACGGCGCAGACAGCGACAGCAAUGACGAGGAGGAUGCCGGAAUCGGUAGUGGUGCGGCAGGACGGUCAUUCGGGGCAGCGGAGGGUGCGGAGGAUGAGGACGUGUACGCGUCGGGUCUUGUCCGUCACAAGUCCAGCAUUGUUGUGGGCCACCAUCCGGGGCGCCGCUCCAUUAGCAGCCUUACCGCGCGCGGCAGCAGCGGUGCCACUGCCGGGAGCGGAGCACAUGGCAGCGACACGUUGGCAGGCCUACAGGGAGCCACUGGCGUCGUCGGCGUGGUGCAUGGGGGCCAUUCCCACAGCGCCGCCGCAAGCGCGGCUGGCUGCCUGGAUGCACGCUCGCCGGCUGGGAGUAGCAUGACGGGUCUGAUCUCGGGUAGCGGAGCCGCCACAACGCAGCAGGCGACCAUGCACAGGCGGGCGCUGCGUCUGGCAGUGGCGAGCAGGUGGCGGGCGGCGCUGCAGGACGCGGGCAGGCAGGCAUCCGUGCCUUCCACACCGCUGGCGGCGUCUCCCGCUGGCGGCGCCACGCCAACCGGCGCCCGCUCCCGCCGCGUGUCGUCGUCAAGCGGCAACAAUGCCUCCGCAUCACAGCCAGGAACGCCGUCGUUCGCUGGAGGCUCCGCAACCGCGGCGCUCCUGAACCUGGCCGACGCGGCGGCGGCCCUGAUCGGGGCGGGUCGCAGCGUGUCAGGCGCCUCGCAGCCUGUGGUGGCAGCGCUGCGUGCAGAGGCGGCGGCGUACAACAGCAGCACCAGCGGAAGUGCAUACGGGCUGGGGCAGCUUGCCUCCACAACCACGGGGCGCCUCAGUCGCGCCUCCUCCGGCCGGGUGCUGUCCAUUCGCUACAGCAAUGUUGCGGGGGCCUUGACCGCGGGCGCCAUGCAGCAAGGCACUGGUGCUAUGGUCGGCGCCGGCGGUGCGGCAGCGGCUCCGUCGCUGUUGUGCACUGCCGACGGCGCCACCGCCAGUGCUGCUAUAGCAAUCACGAGCUCCGCCUACGGCCGCUCACAAUCAGGCCGCUCACAGGCGCCGCCCAUCUACGCCUGCCCCGGGCUUCGGUAUCGCCCCUCCUCGGUUGCAGACCAAGCCCGGAUGGCGGUAACGAGCGGCGGCGCGCUUGUCGCUGCCACCGCCGGCCACGACGGAUCAGCCGGCGCUGCGGUGCUGGCAGGGCCAGGCACCGGCACGGCGGCCAGCAACCCGAUGCUAUUGAUGGCUCAACCGGCAUCUCAGCGGCGGUCAGCUAGCAGCCUCCUAGCAGGCGGCGGCUCCGCGGCGCCUACUGCGCCAAGCACCGGCGUGACGACGGCCACAGGUGUGCCGCUGCUGUCCAUUUGCCGGAUGCCCUCUUCGCGUACGCUGACGGCAGCCGCCGGGAGCGCCAGUGGCUACACAGGCACAGCCCUGGCAACCGGCAUGUCACAGUCCACAGCAAUUAGCAGCAGCAGCGCUGCUGGCGUCCUGAACUUGGCUACAUUCGGCGCGGUUGCUGCGGGGGGGCUGAGCGCAGGGUCUACGCCGCUGCCGCCGCCGCUGUACCCCGGCAGUCAGCGUCGCCGCUCGUCCACAUCCGGCUCAGCACACGGUGGCACCGCGCCAUUCACAGGUCCCUAUGGCGUGCCCGUACUUCCUCCGAUCUCCGCAUCUGCGGCGAUCAUAAGCGGUGGACGCAUCCGGCGGUACUCAGCACACAGCGUUGACGCAGCUCCAAUGCCCCCAGCUGAUACUGGCGAGCAGCUUCCUGAGGACACCGAGGUGACUGCUUCCUCUCCAGGCAGGGAGGCGCGAGAGGGCGCCGUUAGGGAUGAUAAGCACGUGCGUUUUGUGGGCGCGGCCGACUUGUCGUCGCCUGCAGCAGCGGUUGGUGCAGUGGAGGGGCUGCUCCUGCUUCGCGCCUCGCCACCCAAGCCGCUGCGCCCCAUCCUCACAGCCCCAUUGCGCGCGCCGCCGCCAAGUGAGAGCGCAGCCGCGGCUGUGGCUGCAGCUGCUGCCUAUGUGGUUCCUGCUGAUCUAGUAGCGCAGGAGCAGCGGGACUUGGGACUGGGCACAAGUGAUGUUGCAGCUACAGAUGUCUUCCAAAGUUGCUGCCCAAGCCCAUCGGCCUCAACCUCGCCCACGCUUGUCACGGGAUCGUCAGUCAACGCACUCUCAUCAGCAGCGGGCUCUCCCGAGGAGCCUUGCGCGGUGCAGCCGGGUGUCAGUCUGCAUGACACAAGUCCCUUUGCAACGCUCGGGUCGCCUCCCGCGGAGGCCUGCGUGGAGCAUGUGCCAGCACCGCCCACAUCAGCUGGGCAAGCCAGGCCAGUGGUCGCAGAGGACUCCCAGCUAACUCGUGUCGAGGCUGCGCUCGUGGAGCAGCCUGCCAGUGGCUAUCAGCCGUCGGCCAUUCCUUCCGCGCACACUCGCGCUGAGGGCCUCGCGCCCGCCGUCAAGCCCCUGCUGGAGGCCGCAUGUGCGUUCGCUGUGGCGGCUGCGGCUGCAGCUGCGUGCCUGCAGCAGCCACUGACACCCAGGCGUCUCGGAUCCAGCCAGGCACAGCACGUGGCCUCUGGCGGCAGCGGUGCCGCAGCUGCUGGCGGUGCUUCCGCUCCCGUGCAGCCGGCAGUGUUUGUGGCCCUGGCCGCCGUGUCGUUGCUGACCACCGCCGCCUCCUGGCUAGCGCCCCCGAAAGGAGCCGCCUCACCUGCUGAAGGCCUGACUGGCUCGGUGCACAGGGUGGCCAGUGCGGCGCUGUCUACAGCCAUGCUGAUGCCAGCGCUGUUUGCGGCAACUCCGCUGCUGGGCCAAGCCUCAUUGGCAGGGGUUUUACUGCUGAGCUUUCUGGCCAUCACCGCCCUCGGCAGCGCCAUGCUCGUGACACUGCGCCACCGCAUGUCAUCUGCUACUGAGACUGAGGCUGCGAACCGGAGGGUGGCACUUCCGGCGCUGCUGGCUGCCCCUGCUGAUGUCAGCGGCAAGACCAAAGGCCGCGCGUCCUUCGAACGCCUGGCUCGGCUGUCGCAAGACCUGGGGCGCCAGCAGGAGCUGCUGCACGCACGUGUUGGUGGCACGGCGGCGGGCACGUACGCGGCGGCUCCGACACCCACUGCAGCCCUGCAGUGGUUGGCGCGGCAGCAGGCGGUGCUGUCUCAGGUCAAGCUGCGCAUGCUGGCCGCGCCGGAUGUGGCGGGCGUGGUCCGGAUGCUGUCGUGCCAUGUCGCUGAGUUGUACGACGGUUACGGCGCUUACCUGCUGAUGGCGCUGCCCGGUGAGACGGCCGAGGUGCUCGAGCACGACCCAUCCGACCCCGCGGCCGCCGCUGCGGCCGCCGCGGCGGCGGCCGAGCCGUCGCCUCCGAUGGCUGUGCUGGUUCCGCUGGUGCACUGCGCCGCGCUACGGCCGUGGCUGCUGCAGCCACCUGCUCCGCCGCGGCGCAGUGCCGCUGGCCACGGACUUGACGUUACAGAAUCUCAGGAGGGCGAUGCGCAUGAGGGCGACCGGCAGGACGCGGGCGAGCAGGACGCGGGUGGGCUGCUUGACCUUGAGGAGCUGCCCACCAUGCUUGCCUGUCUGGACGAGCGCGCAGCGGCGCUGUUCACUGAGAUCGACCACUGCUCUCCCGUUACCCCCCAAGCCCAGUGGCCGCCGGCAUGGGCACGUGACCUGGCUGCAGAGGAUGGUGACGGCGCAGGUGCCACGGCUGCGGCCGGUGUGGCGGCAGGUGGCUUGGGAGGCGGCGGGGUGGAGUCAGGGGAGCUGGAUGUGCUCGCAGCGGCGCGGCGGCAGCUGCUGCCGCAGCACGAGGACGCGGACACGCCCAGGGCGGCGCUGCCUAUCGGAGCUGCGCCGCCAAAUGACGGCAUGGCAGCCCGCGCCUCGUACUUUGCGCCUGCUCCGGCCUCGACUUCUGGCGUUUUGUACACCACAGACCUGGGGACAGCCUCAGCCGCCUCAUCCUCGCACGUGACAGACGCCGUCACAGCCUCGCUGCCGGUGCUGGCUGUGCGCAGCGAGGUGACAGCCGGCGACCUCAUCACCAGCGGCAUCCACGCCGCGCCGCUGGAACCCGUCCCGGAAGACCCUGCGGACUCCGGUGGAAAUCAGCGGGUGGGGCGGGCGUCGGCCUCAGACGCGGACCUUGAUCACCAGGAGCACGUAAACCUCCACGAGGAGGGUUCGCUGGCGGAUUCGGGAAUACUGAAGACCGCGGUUUCGGCGGAGGAGCUGCAGGUCCAGCUAGGGGAGACCGACGCACGGUGGCCGCUCAACAGCGGCGGAAGCGUCGCCGAGGCCCAGGCGGCAGCUGGGCUGGGCACCGCACAGCCGGAGGAGGAUGAGCUUGGGCUUGAGGUGGCAGUGCUUCCGGGCGAGGACCAGGCCGAGGCCAUCGCCGCUGCUGCGGCUGCUGCGUCGUUUGGACGACAGCAGUUGCUGCGGGAGGCGGGGCUGCCGGCGGAGAGCGACGCCGGCGGGGGCGACGUUGGCACGGGCCGGAUGGCGACGAUGGGCGAGGUGGGAGACGAGUGGGCGCCGCCCUACGAUGUGAUGCUGCUGGCGGCGCACCUCGGGGCUACCAGUCUAAUGGUGGCGCCCGUGCACUGCCUGGAGCACAGCUUCGGACUGCUAGUGGUGGCCAGGCCCUGCAGCGGCGAUGCUGGCGAGACAGGUGGUAUGGAGACGUGGUCGCCUGAGCGCGAGGCGCAGGCGCUGCAGCGUCAGGAGCUUGACGAGCGGCUGCUGGAGCUGAGCUGCUGCCUCGCCGAUGAGCUGGCGGCGGCGCUGUACCUGAAGCACGUGCAGGCUGAGCUGGCUGUGUCGGAGAUGCUGAUGGCCGACGUCAUGCCGCACGACGCCCUGCAGCUGCUCAAGCGCCGCUUCCAACGCACCCUGCACGCCACCGCAUCCUUCACAGCCGCCGGGGCCGCUGGCAGCAUGGUGGGCGGGAUAGCCGCGGCCGCUGUUGCUGGUGGCACGCCCGGCGGCGGCUCCAGUGCGAGUGGCGCGCCGGGCGCUGCGGGGGUGUUGUCGCCGGUGCUUGCACGCCUGGGCUCCUACGGACCCCUGGUGCGCACUGCAAGCGGCCCGCCGCCAUCCCACGCCGCGGCACCUGCUGGCGCCGCCGCCAGCGCGGGCCACGGUACUGAGUCGUACGAUGGCAACGCCCAAGAACAGGCCACUGGCGCCACGAGCGCUGAUGCAGCCGCGGCGCCGGCUGGCAUUGAUUCAGCGAGCCGUCGGCGGCUGCACCACCACCACCAGCCGCAGGCGCAGCCGCAGCAGCAGGCUUCGCCCUCCGCCUCGCAGCACUUGCGCAGCAGUCCCAGCACACCCUCGCUACCUCUCCACACCAUACCCUCUAGCUCUUCCCUGGGUGGCGGCCCUUCCUUCAUCGCCUCCCAGCUCUCCUCCUCCUACCUCGGUACUACCCUGCCAGGCGGCACCUCCUUCUCCCAAUUCUCCAGUUACGCUCCAUCCAUAACCGGCUCUGCGGCAGCCACAAUGGCAGGGCAGCGCACCAGCAAGCCCUCCUUCACACAGGUGGCAGGUAUGGGCCACAGCCACGGCCACAACAUGGUUGGCGGCGGCGGCGCGCCGGCGGUGCCGAACGCGUCAUCGCGCAGCCGCUAUUCGGUGCCCGGUGCAAUGGCGGCGGCAGCGGGCCAGUCGCUCUGGUCGCCGCCGCCGCCAGGCGUGCAUUCCCGUACCGUGCCGCCGUCGCCAGCUGGCUCGGCGUUUGCGCCGCCUGACGGGCUGCAGGGCGGCACCACCAGCACCAACACGCACGGUUCGGUCUCAACUGUCCUGGAGGCUACAAUCCUGUCACCGCAGGGCGCGCCAGUGCCGGCGUCAGCUUUGCAUGCUGGGGAGGGCCGCACAGGGGUUUGGUCAGCCGGCACCCGAGGCCCCAUGCUCCGCCACGGCGGCACGUCGGCGCGGAGCAUGCGGUCUCCGUGCCACCGGCCGCCGCCCGCGCCCUCGGCCUUCCUCAGUCUUGAUGGAACAGCCCCGACCGUGGCAGGUGAUGCCAGCGCCGACGCCGCCAUGCGCACAGAAACAUCCGCGACGUCGACCCUGGAGGUGGAAGCCGCAUUGCGGCAUCAGGCCGCCGCGCCAGGCACUGGUGGCGGCAGCGGCCGGGCGCUGCUGCACUCUUACUCCUCGCCCCUGCACGCCGGAGGCUUGGGGAGCGGGCUGGGGGCUGGCGCGGCCUGGGCUGGUCGGUCCAGUCGCUCGGGCUGGCAGCUGCGAAGCCGUGAGAUCAGCGCGGUAGCGGAGGAGACCGAGGGCAGGGAGGCCACCGAGGCUGGCGAGGAGGGUGCGGCUGCGGAGAGGCCGCAGGCGCCACGGCUUGAGCAGGCGGCUGGUGGGCAGGAUCACAGCGUGUCCCAGCGCGAGGCCCAAUAUCCCCACUCAGCCGCGCCACUGGCUGUGCCCGCCCAUGUGGGCACGGCUGUGGGCCCCAGCGUGUUUGCCCGCUGCAGCAGCCCCCCGACUGUGGAUAUGUCGGGUGGCAGCCUGCCGCACAGUAGCGGAGAGGUGGCUCGGCUGUUCGGCGCGCGCGGGGCCAAGCGACUGUUGGCAGGCCCCUUCGACUCCAACAGCGGCAGCCAGCAGCAGCUGAGCGGCCCGGCGGCAGCGGCGGCAGCGGCAGCAGUUGCCGGUGCCAUGCAUAACCUCGCGGGCGGCGGCAGCUCUGUCGACGCCACUGGCAGCGCCCGCGUCUCCAGCUCGGGCACGGCAGGCGAGCACAUGAGCCAGGUCAUGUGCUCCUCACGCGGCGCCCGCGCAGAAGCAGAUGAGGCUGCGGCAAUAGCAGCGGCAGUAGCAGCAGCGGAGGCGGAGCUGCGCGCAGGCGACUUUGCGGGAGACGCCGAGUGGGCAAUGGACGCAGCGGAGGCGGUGUUUCGCGGCAAUGACGACUGCACUGACGAGGCACUGGUCAGUGCCGAGGACCUGUGCUCGCGGCGCAGCAGCCUGGCAGUGCAGACGACGCCCUUGGGCGCGCCGGGCGUGAGGGUGCUGGUGCAUGCGGGCGCGGCAGCUGCCACCAGAGCCGAUGAAUCUGCAGGGACAGGAGCGAACUCGCCCAGCCGUCCCGACGGCCAGGCCAGGCCUUCUUCUGCUACGGCCGCCACCGCGGCUACUGCGGCUGCUGCGGCCACCUCCAUGGCUGCCAGUGCUACAGCCCAGGCAGCGGCCGCCAACAUCUACCGCCUGCCACAACUUCGGAUUGUGCCCGGCGGCCCGCCAAGCGGCAGCAGGCCGAUGGUGUGCACACCAUCCGCUCGUGCGCACUCCACCAACGCCGGCCUCUCAGCUGCCAUGGCUGCAGUGCAUGCGCUGCAAGGUGAGGUCAUGGCGCCAGUCAACCACGGCGCCGCCGCGGGCGGCCUCGGCCUCGGCUUCGCCCUCGGCCCCAUGCCCAUGGUUACCACGUCCAGCCGCCGUAUGAGUGCCAUCUACCUACCACACGCGUCCUCCGUCGGCGGCCCCGGCCCCGUCACCGCGGCUGUGGCAGCGCUGGCAGCUACAGCCGGCGAGCGCGGCUUCCAGAGCGGCAGUAGCAGGGAGGGCACGCCGCAGCCGCCCAGUGCCCGCCGCCAGGCGCGCCGCUCCAUCCACCUGCCCGCCGGCAUCGGUAGCCACAGCUACAGCGGCGUUGGCAACACGCCCCUGGCAGCCAUAGCUGCUUCCGGUGGAGGGGGCACGCUGUACCGCGAGAACAGCGGCUUGCUGCUGCAGCCGCCCACGGCGCCCAUCAGCUCCCACUCCCUCGCUGGCUUGGUGUCGCCGCCUCCGGCACAGCUGGACCGACGCACAUCCGCCACAAGCCGAUGGCAGCAGCUCGCGAACGCCGCCACUGCCUCCGCAGGCGUCGGCGUCGGCGGCUCGCACCACACCCACCAGCCCAGCAUGCUCCGCCGCAGCGCCACAGAGGCUCUGCGCAGCAUGGCUCAGUCUGGCGGCAGCUUCGGCGGUGGCUCUGCGCACGGCAGCGGAGGCGUGGCGGGAAGCAGCGGCACACUGCUGCCUGUCGGAUCCGUGGCCGCUGCGGCAGCAGGUGCAGUCGACUCGCCGCGCGGCAGCGGCGCGGGCCACUUGGGCCACAGCACAGCCGGUGCUGCAGGUGGAGGCGGGCCGGGGUCUACAACAUUGUACGGGAGCGCGAGCGGCAUGGCCAGCAGCGCCGCUGCUGGCAACGCUGCUGCGACCUUCGAGGUGCCGUACAAGCAGUGGCACUCGGCGGUGUCCGUGCUGUUUGCCGACAUUGUGGGCUACACCACGCUGGCUCGUGCGCUAGAUCCGGAGCAGGUCAUGGCCAUGCUGCACAGCCUCUUCAGCCGCUAUGACGAAAUGCUGGGACCCCUGGCGGUGUACAAGGUGGAGACCAUCGGCGACGCAUACAUGGCGGCCACGGGGCUGCUGCAUGAGACGCCCAGCCACGCGUCUGACCUGGUGGCGUUUGGUGUGGGCAUGAUCCGUGCCGCCGCCUGCGUGCGGGACCCGAGCACCGGACAGCCACUACGCAUCCGCGUCGGCAUCAACAGCGGCCCCGUGUGCUCCGGCAUCGUGGGGUCCUGCCGCGCCCGCUACUGUCUCUUCGGUGACACGGUGAACACUGCCAGCCGGAUGGAGUCAACAGGCGUGCCCGGGACCAUUCAGAUUACCGAAGACACGUACCUGGCCUUGCCUGAGGUGGCCCGCGUGCACUGGAGCAGUCGUGGCGAGGUUGAGGUCAAGGGCAAAGGGCUGAUGAAGACGUACAUCCUCAACGUCGAAGAGCUAGAGGUGGCAGCAGCUGCGGAGGCUGCAAGGCCUCAGGGAGAGGCGGCGGCGCCAUACCACCAGCAGCAUGCGGAAGAUGGGGCGCCGGCGCCACCCUCGGAGUCCGGCGAAGCUGGACCGCCAGCCUAAGGGAUGCUGCCUUGCUUGAAGUUGGUUAGGUCUCUACAACGCCAGGCCCAGUAGUAUGGCUGGCUCACGAGAUCGCUUCUGAUUGUCCCAACCAUUGUAUUACGUGUGAGCCACGGCUUUGGUGGCGGGCGGGCGGGCGUUGGACCAAAGAACUCAUAAUGUGGCGAGCUCUUGGCCCAAAAGCAUGAUGUGGGGUAUGCCAAAAGCAAACAUGCUUGCUGGGAUUGCAUGGACCGCUGCUGAUCAAGAAGGCCGCUGGAAUGCGGGUGUCUGCCUUACUUUUUCUGCCCAAAGAAGGAGGUUUGGUAUCCCAUUACGGACGGACAGCAAGCCAGACUCCCCGCCUGCGAGUAUGUUACGGCUCUGGGCGCUCGAGGGUCUCGAUGAAUCGGUUGCACGUUUCUGGUGAUGUGGUCCUGCUGUCAUCAACAUGGUCUCACAAUAGUGGUGGAUGGGUACCGUCUGUCUCACACAUGCAUACAGCCUCGCAAGAUUACCGCACGCACAGAUCAGGCGGUUUCGCGACCGCACAUUGCUGAUGCGAAUCCCAUCAUGGGUUAAAGUGUACAUACACAAUGCCAGCGUGACUUGCGGGUUGUGUCGUCACGAGCUUGAUUACAGGCGUGGUUACAUACGUGAGCGCAGGAAGCUCCAACAGAAGUACAUACCAGGGCUUGAGGUCGGCCGUUUACUGUAGAUACAAUGCCGUUUGCCUUGUCGUUUAGCGGUAGUUGGUGGUGGGGAUUGAGUACGCUGCUGGAGGACUCAGCCUAUGAGGCAGAGUACGGGGAAGAUGGAUUACGAGGGAAGUUGAAUUACAGCUGUGAGAAUGGCGGCUUUGUGCAAUGCAGCGAAGACCCAUUUGACUUGCAGAGAAGCAAACCAAAUGUGAUGGCCCUAUGGCUGUGCAUCUCUAUGUGAACGCACGGCGUGCAAGCAGCGGGGCUGCGCGAUAUCGGUGCUUGGCAACAAUGUGGGAGACGCAAUCGCGUGCCUGCACGCGGCGGGGGAGUGUGAUUCUUGGUUCCGGACGUGCGGCUGACACCCUGGUUGUAUUUAAAACCGCAUAUUAUAAUUUGUCAACGUGAGGGAGACGUGUUCCCCAUGGCGGCAUCUAUCGGGAGACACCAAGCGGAGGGGGGCCUUUGGCCAAUGCAACUCACAUGGGGUCGUGCAUAAUAAGUAUGGGCGCAUGGUUGUGCCGGGCGGAUUUUAUUCUUUAUCCAGUUCCCUCUCUCUGGCACGAGUAGUGCUGGGCAAUUUGUGUGCCUUUUAUCCUAAAUUCCUAACAAAAUGAGAGAGGGAGUGAAGGAGCCUAAUAAUUUUUGGUGUGGCGUGCAGUGGAGCUGGCUCACGUUCUUGAAUGGGCGGGGACUCAUUUGAUGUUGAAUCCUUAGUCCGAGACUCCACUUGACAAGCAAAGUUGGCUAUCCCUUUCAAGGGAAAAGUGGGGCGUGCCGCCACGCCACGUUGGUGCGUGUCUGAGCCGACGGUUCCAGAACUACCUUCAUCUCCCGGACAUAGCGGGGGUCGGUUUGUACACGCACCG
Molecule: messenger RNA, 12246 nt
Organism: Chlamydomonas reinhardtii
Lineage: Eukaryota; Viridiplantae; Chlorophyta; Chlorophyceae; Chlamydomonadales; Chlamydomonadaceae
Exons: 12
Coding region: 354-10697 (3447 amino acids)
Biological process (GO): receptor guanylyl cyclase signaling pathway; cGMP biosynthetic process; intracellular signal transduction
Molecular function (GO): peptide receptor activity; guanylate cyclase activity
Source: RefSeq, a predicted model, not a curated record